AUGAGCAUUAAACCGAGAGAAAAAGAAUCUAGAACGAGUUCUGCGGCGGGAAACAAUAAAAGAAUUGAGGGAUUAAAAAAUAAGAAAAAUUCUAAUUUUUUUACAAAGGCCACUGCUGUCAGUCAUUUGGAAGAAAUUAGUGAGAAAGGGAUAGAUGCACUUGCUAAAUCUGGAACUGUUGCUGUGCUCCUUCCAUCUACUGCCUAUGUCCUCAAACUAAAAAAUCCUCCAGUAAGAAAAAUGAUUAAAUCUGGUGUUUGUGUAGCUCUUGGAUCAGAUUUCAAUCCCAAUGCUUAUUGCUAUUCAAUGCCUACAAUAAUGAAUUUGGCUUGUGUUAACUUUGGAAUGUCUAUGCCGGAGGCAUUGGUGGCAGCAACUUUACAUGCAGCACACAGCUUGGGACGUGGAAAAACACAUGGUGCAAUUUCGGAGGGUCGAGUAGCUGAUUUAAUUGUUUUGAACACAAAUAAAUGGGAACACAUAAUUUACCGAUUGUCGGCACAUCAAUCAGUUAUAGAAAAAGUAAUUAAAUUCGGAAAAGUAGUUUAUAGUAAAACAUAA
Messenger RNA from Meloidogyne enterolobii, 561 nucleotides. The record is from the annotation of a GenBank genome assembly. NCBI's taxonomy places the organism in Eukaryota, Metazoa, Nematoda, Chromadorea, Rhabditida, Meloidogynidae.